AAGAGGUUGAGUUAGGACCCAGCAUGCCAACCCAGCAGAAGUGUUGUUCUUCAGUGAUAUUAGAUUAUUCUUGCGGUUUAAUCAAUUGAAGGUUCAUCACAGAAAUGGAGACGGAUAUUAUUGACUCACUGGAAGAUCUGGGGUAGGUUUAAACAAUUUUUCGAUGAGAAUAGUCUUUAUUUAGCCUAUUUGAUUUAUGUUUUAACUAGCUUGCUCAGCUGGUUAAUUUAGCUAACGUUAACGGUAGCUGAUACGUUGACUGCCUGUCAUCGGUCAACUGUCACAGCCAGAGACAGCUGAGUAGUAAACUAAGCUCUGCAGGGUCUUUCAUACAUUUUUGUGGCAUCUAGCUGGCUAUACGGCCUUAUGACUUCCUUUUCAUUAUAUUGUGAAUGUAAAAGUGACCUAUCCAUUUUGGCUGAAUCUACCUAUCAUGCCAACCGGUUGAUGUUCAUUCAGAGAGCAGGCACCGCCUCAGUGUUAUGAAUACACUGAAGCUGGAAACAAGAUAUGCCAGAAGGUCCCACUUAUCUCAUGACUGGUUGCUAUUCACAGUAAAAUCAGUUCAGUAGAGCUCGCCGGCUUGUAGUCGUAAAAACCGGAAAUGAAUUAGUUACCGCUGUUUCGUUCAGCCAUUCCUAUCGGGAAAAUCAAUGGGGAAAGAAUGGGGUUUUGGGAUAAACGCCGAAAGUAAGGUAUGAGAUUAACAUAGGUUUAGUAGAUCUUAUACGUUUUGUUCUAUGAGAUAAUAUCAGUCUGUUAACAUGACCUUUAUGAAUUAUAAAGCAUUUAUGUGCUUUAUGUGCUUUUUUACAAUUACUUAUGUGCUUCAAAAUUAACAAUGUGAGGUUAGCUGAUGAUGAUCUCAUAGAACAAAAUGUAUAAGAUUUCAUAAGCCUGUGUUUACCACAGAUCUUAUUUUUGGUAUUUAUCAAAAAAAUAUUAAUUUCCCCAUAGGCUUUGUCCAACGAACUAUGACAGAGAUAGUGCCUACAAAAAGACGCCAUUACUUGUCAAUUGAAGCAGUGCAUUUCCAUAGAAAAGGACCCAUGAGCACCAACAUGUGAAGCUCAUAUAAGCAUAUCAAAUGGGGGGUCAAAUGAAAGCUAAGAGUCUAUAUUUUUGGGAAAUGAAGGCAUAGAUACAUUUGUCAACCAUUUUUAAUCUGAAAAAUUAGGCAUAAGUAAAAUACUUUGAUUUCUUUUCUAAACAGAUGGAAAGGGGGUCUUAGAAAACAUCUACCAGAAAAAGUCUUAAAAGGUAUCAGAAAUACAUAAAAACACAAAAUUGUUGACGUAAAGACCCCUGCCAACUAAUAUCAACACUUAUAUUUAGUUUUGGAAAAAUGUUUUACCAUCUGUAAGUUUAAGAAAUAUUGUCUUGUGCCUUAUAAUUCCGUUACCAAAAACCCACAUAUCUUUAAGAUAUUUUCUAAUUUCUCUCCCUCAUGAGGAGGGAGGAUAAUGAAAGUUCACAGAAGUAACAAGUAAUGGUAGACCUAACAAUUAGUUAUAGUGAUUUUACUGAUAUCUAUUUUAAGUGAUUCAAACUCCUAAUUCCAUUACCAAAUUGGUAACAGAAUUACAAAAAAUCUGUAACUGAAUUACUGCAACUGAAUUGGCUACAAUUGGAAAUCAUAAUAGUUACAAACCACAGUUGGGUCAACUGCUACUGUCCUCCCUUCCACUGACAUACUGUUAUGUUCAGCUCAUAAGUUUUCUUUGUCUUUCUGUUGUCAGGUGCUCAAACCAAGAGUGUUAAAACAGUAUGUCUGAUCAACCUCUCCCUCUCUCUAUCCCUUUCUCUCUCUCUCUCUCUGCCUCUCUCUCUCACCAGUUAAUGUCACCUCUCCCAGCUCUUACUGACAGCUACCCAUAAGCCCCCUCUCGUUCGAUUUACUGUAACCAACAUCCUCACCCACUGACCGACCGACACCGGACAUACAUGGACGUUGACAAGUAGUUUAAAUUGGGUCAGUCCACCCUGGCCUUGAUUUUAACAUCCGCACUAGACCAAAUCUGAACCUAUCAUAGACGUAUGUUUCACAAGUUUGGAUAGCCCAGUACAGUACAGUGAGUAAAGCACAGUAGAGUAUAGUACAAUACAGUACAGUCCAAUACAGUACAGUAAAGAAAAGUAGAGUACAGUAUAUUGUACUGUACUGAACUAUACUCUACUGAACUGUACUCUUGUACUGUGUUCUGCUCUGUAACGCUGUGAUGUCCAAACUUGUGAAACAUGAGGAGAAUGACAUUCAUAUCCAUAAUUAUACAUUUAUGUGUAGUACAGAUCAGGGAACCAUGAUGUAAUUCCGUUACCGGGUGUAAAUCCACUUCACAUACUGUAGUUCAAUAACAAAAAUGGAUUUCUUCAAACUCAAGGUGCCAUGUCAUAGCCGACACCCCAUUCUUUCUGCAGACAUCUUUGAAUCUUAAUUCGGAGCAGAUAUUUAAGAGUUUUGGGGAAACGUGGUUGCAUAAAAACCUGAGGUAGAUUUUACUAUUACCCUGUUACCAAAGUUUGCAUUUAUUUACACAAUUCUUCCACUAAAUUAGUUUUUGUACUAUUUUCAGGGGAAAUUGUUAAAAGUAGUCUUUGUGCAUAGAGUUGUGUGGUUUGUUAAACUUUGAAAUCAACAGUUUUUUGUUUGGCAUACAUUUUUUAAGUGAAAAAAUGGAGUCAAAGAGUAAUUCUGUAACCGUGGAAUUGUCCAGCACGCACAGCUCCUUUUGUUAAGGACAUUUUUGGACUUACAGUGAGGGAAAAAAGUAUUUGAUCCCCUGCUGAUUUUGUACGUUUGCCCACUGAAAUGAUCAGUCUAUAAUUUUAGUGGUAGGUUUAUUUGAACAGUGAGAGACAGAAUAACAUCCAGAAAAACGCAUGUCAAAAAUGUUAUAAAUUGAUUUGCAUUUUAAUGAGGGAAAUAAGUAUUUGAUCCCCUCUCAAUCAGAAAGAUUUCUGGCUCCCAGGUGUCUUUUAUACAGGUAACGAGCUGAGAUUAGGAGCACACUCUUAAAGGGAGUGCUCCUAAUCUCAGUUUGUUACCUGUAUAAAAGACACCUGUCCACAGAAGCAAUCAAUCAAUCAGAUUCCAAACUCUCCACCAUGGCCAAGACCAAAGAGCUCUCCAAGGAUGUCAGGGACAAGAUUGUAGACCUACACAAGGCUGGAAUGGACUACAAGACCAUCGCCAAGCAGCUUGGUGAGAAGGUGACAACAGUUGGUGCGAUUAUUCGCAAAUGGAAGAAACACAAAAGAACUGUCAAUCUCUCUCGGCCUGGGGCUCCAAGCAAGAUCUCACCUCGUGGAGUUGAAAUAAUCAUGAGAACGGUGAGGAAUCAACCCAGAACUACACGGGAGGAUCUUGUCAAUGAUCUCAAGGCAGCUGGGACCAUAGUCACCAAGAAAACAAUUGGUAACACACUACGCCGUGAAGGACUGAAGUCCUGCAGCGCCCGCAAGGUCCCCCUGCUCAAGAAAGCACAUAUACAGGCCCUUCUGAAGUUUGCCUAUGAACAUCUGAAUGAUUCAGAGGAGAACUCGGUGAAAGUGUUGUGGUCAGAUGAGACCAAAAUCGAGACCAAAAUCGAGCUCUUUGGCAUCAACUCAACUCGCCGUGUUUGGAGGAGGAGGUAUGGUGCCUAUGACCCCAAGAACACCAUCCCCAUCGUCAAACAUGGAGGUGGAAACAUUAUGCUUUGGGGGUGUUUUUCUGCUAAGGGGACAGGACAACUUCACUGCAUCAAAGGGACGAUGGACGGCGCCAUGUACCGUCAAAUCCUGGGUGAGAACCUCCUUCCCUCAGCCAGGGCAUUGAAAAUGGGUCGUGGAUGGGUAUUCCAGCAUGACAAUGACCCAAAACACACGGCCAAGGCAACAAAGGAGUGGCUCAAGAAGAAGGACAUUAAGGUCCUGGAGUGGCCUAGCCAGUCUCCAGACCUUAAUCCCAUAGAAAAUCUGUGGAGGGAGCUGAAGGUUCGAGCUGCCACGUCAGGCUCGAAACCUUAAUGACUUGGAGAAGAUCUGCAAAGAGGAGUGGGACAAAAUCCCUCCUGAGAUGUGUGCAAACCUGGUGGCCAACUACAAGAAACGUCUGACCUCUGUGAUUGCCAACAAGGGUUUUGCCACCAAGUACUAAAUCAUGUUUUGCAGAGGGGUCAAAUACUUAUUUCCCUAAUUAAAAUGCAAAUCAAUUUACAACAUUUUUGACAUGCGUUUUUCUGGAUUUUUUUGUUGUUAUUCUGUCUCUCACUGUUCAAAUAAACCUACCAUUAAAAUUAUAGACUGAUCAUGUCUUUGUCAGUGGGCAAACAUACAAAAUCAGCAGGGGAUCAAAUACUUUUUUCCCUCACUGUAUAAGUUAAUAAUAAUAUCUGAUGGGGUACCACAGUUGAACUAAACUUAUAAACGCCUCAUGAGCUAUCUUCUUCAAGAAUCAAUGGGUACAUAUUAUGUACCCCAUCAGAACCCAGAAUAUAAGCUUGUUUUACUCCAAUGUUUCUAAACAAAGUAAAUGUAAACAAACACUAUAUAGCCUCAAAGCAUGGUUAAAACUAUAAUUUUGAUAUCAAUUUUGUUAUCAUGGAUGGUAAGUCCUUGCAUCCAUAGCUCUUUCUAUGAAUUUGAGUGGUUACAUUUCUCGAGCUCUAUCCCUCAGCUUUUUACAAAUUUUUUUCAACUGUUGAUUGCGGCUUUAAUGACUAGCUAGAUAAACUGGUAAGUAUGGGUUUUUAGUGAAAGUCUUAUGAGGUUAUUACUGUCUUUGUUUUCUCAGGUACCAAGGCCCACUGUUGGAGGAUGGAGCACUGGAGGCUGCAGUGAGCGGGGGAGCAGCAGCACCAGAGUUCACCAAGGUGUGUGCCUGGAUCGUCUCAGAGCUCAAGCUCUACUGUCAGCUGGAGGAGAAUGUCCAUGCCACCAACUGUGAGUCACUUUUCAUCUUAACUCAUCUCAGUGUUUGUAAAUUGAAUAAUAAAAGAAAAAGAUAGUUCCCUGAGUUGUUCUUGCACCAACUCUCCAUCUACCCCACCCAGGUCCCAGUGAGGCAGAGGGGUUCCAGCUGGAGAUGAGUGGUCUUCUGUCUGAGCUGGCCUGUCCUUACAAUGUCCUCACCACAGGAGAUGUCACCCAGAGGCUCCUCAACAAGACAAACUGCCUACUGCUCAUCAGUAUGUGAACAGCAUAAGUCAACCUUCUCUCUGUGUUGUCAGUUUCCCCAUAAUUUAUAGAAUUCAUAUUAAUACAGUAUGAUGAUUGCCGUUUGAAUGAUAUGCUCUCUCUCUCAGCCUUUCUGAUCUCGGAGCUGGAGGCCUCCAGGAUGAUCCUGGUCAACAAGCCUCAGAAGGCAGCCCAGGAGGCCGGGGGCAGUGUUGUCUUUAUGGAGCUGAAGGGAAUCUGUGUGUCCCUGGGCAUGUCCAAACCCCCAGCCAACAUCACCAUGUUCCAGUUCUUCAGUGGGAUCGAGAAGAAGGUCAGUCCAUGUCACACCAGGCUAUGGCAGAAUGCUUUUUUAUGUUAUGAUAGGUGUGUCUUUUUGUUGAAUGCAGCUAUACUUUAGCUAAGGUCUGGUUUUCUCAACAUUAAUAUUCUCUCCUUUUUUCCUCAGCUGAAAGAAGCUCUAGCCAAAGUGCCAUCAACUCAUGUUGGGGGUCCUCUGAUGAAGAAGGCACUUGGACCAGUUCACUUUGUAAUACCCUUAAAAACAAUAAAGCAAAAUACAUUUCCCACUUCAAACCAAAAUAUGUUACAACAACAAACAUUCUUAAGCAGCGUACUAUACUGUACUAUACUAUAGUUCACUGUACCCUGUAAUUAUAUCUGCAACCCUGUACAUGUGACUAUUAAACUCUCUAAUCUAAUCUACAUAUGAUCUAUUUUACAGGAAAAAAUCGAAGCCAUCAAUCAAGCACUUGUGAAUGAGUAUGAAGUCCGAAGGAAAAUGUUGUUGAAACGUCUUGACGUGACAGUUCAGUCCUUUGGUUGGUCUGACAAAGCUAAGGUGAGACCUCUGUAACUGGUUGUGGUUGUAGUCUGUUAUUCAUUUACAGCAUAUUUGCAAUCACAAUGCAUUUGUACUGUAAACAAUUGAGUACUGUAUGUAGAGACUGAUGUAUUUCUAUUGUUACACAGAAACAUGCUGAAAAGCUGGCCAAUGUAUACCCGCCUCUGCGUUCAACCCUCGCCACAAAGAGCAAAGUCUCGGUGGCUCACCUCUUUGCUGCACGAGAGGACCUCUCCAAGAUUAUGCGCACAAGUAGUGGCAGGAUAAGGGAGAGGACUGCUUGUGCCAUUAACAAGGUAGGGAGCAGAUUUGUAAUUCCGCACUUGCUAACUUUUAACGUUUAAUCUCAAUGCUACCUUGAGUGCUGCUGUCACAUUCUGUUUUUUUAUACUUAAAAUCAAGAAAAUAUUUUAAAACUAUUUAGGCUACUUCGGCUGUGCUGUCAGACAACACCCCUUGGCUUGUACACAUUCUGUUGAUUAACUAUUGGCUUUCUUUUUUGUUGUGUCUUGUUGAGCAGGUUCUGAUGGGACGCGUGCCAGACAGAGGUGGGCGACCCACUGAGAUUGAGGCGCCCCCACCAGAGAUGCCUUCCUGGCAGAAGAGGCAAGACGGUCCUCAGGGAGGUGGACACUACGGCGGGGGUGGACGAGGAGGCGUCAGGGGGGGCUACGACCAGCACUCUCAGGGGGGCCGAGGGGGUUACGAGCGAGGAGGAGGAGGGGGUUAUGAAAGGGGCGGGAGGGGUGGAGGAGGGGGCGGCAGAGGGGGCAAGGUGCAGGGAGGCUGGUCGGACGGAGGAGGAGGAGGAGGUGGUGGUGGGGGGGGUGGUGGUUACCAGGGUCAUUACCAGGAAGGAGGUGGCCACCAAGGGGGUGGGGGGAGAGGAGGUCACGGGGGUGGAAAAUUUCAAGGGGGCUUUCAGGGCCCUGGUUACCCUGCAGCAGGGCAUCAAGGGGGAGGAGGAGGGGGCGGAGGAGGAGGUGGUUACCAACACGACAACCAAAAUCAAGAAGGCGGUCGCCACCAGGACAGGGGUGGCCGAGGGGGUCGCGGGGGUAGAGGAAGAGGUGAUGGUAGGGGAAGAGGUCAGGGAGGAGGUUGGCGAGGGGGUCAGAAUUUGAACCAAGGAGGACAGUUUGAACAGUUCUUCCAGCAGGGUGGCCAGCAGUACAAUCAAGCAGGCUUUAGCCAGGGGAGCAAAAACUACACUAGUUGA
Messenger RNA from Coregonus sp. 'balchen', 7220 nucleotides. NCBI's taxonomy places the organism in Eukaryota, Metazoa, Chordata, Actinopteri, Salmoniformes, Salmonidae. The record is from the annotation of a GenBank genome assembly.